Molecule: messenger RNA, 1860 nt
Organism: Myodes glareolus (Bank vole)
Lineage: Eukaryota; Metazoa; Chordata; Mammalia; Rodentia; Cricetidae
Source: RefSeq, a predicted model, not a curated record
CUUAGUUUCUAUGGUUUUACACUUUAGUUUAAUCCUACUAGUUAAAUGGCCUCUCCUGGCCCAGCCUAGCAAAAGUAACCAUCAUGAAGAACAUCGGUGCGAGGGGAAAAUGCAAACAGGGUGAAGGCAGAGACCCGGUGGGUGGACUCUAAUACACAGAAGGCCAGUAAGUGCUAAAGAUGCAUUCCAAACCUGCUAUGGGACCGUGUGUGGAAGAGUGAACCAACGUACCUUGAAGGACCUGCCAAUACUUCGGAAGAAGUCUUGGUCCCAAACCAGAGGAUCCUGUCCCAGGGAGCUCCCGGCCACUGAGCUGUGUCGUGAGAAGCCAGGACCCGGCAGAAGGUUUCCUGUCAUUGCGUGUUCAGAGAGAGACACGGGUGUACAAAUAGCUACCUGACACCUGACCUGAAGCCAGAGGAAACCGGCUGAGAGCCAGCAGACCAGGUAAACUCCCCCACACGGAGAACACACACCACGUGCCGUUUGUCAUUCCAGACCUGACAUGUGCAGCUCCAGUGAGUGUGACCUGGAAGACAUCCCCCUGGAGGAUGAUGACCCAAACAGCAUCGAGUCCAAAAUCCUGGCCUUCUAUGCUAGACACCAUGUCUUCAAAAGUCCCCCAGCUGUUUUCUCGCCCAAGCCCUCCAGAACAAGAAGUUUGUCCCAGAAAGCACUGUUAUCUUGGUCAACUGAUUCAUGGACACAGGGGUCAGCGCCUUGCAGAGGCUCCACCUCCAGUGAAAAGUUCAUAAACUUUGGCAAGAAGAAAUCUUCUUGGAGAACAUUCUUCAGAGCGGCGGAGAAGGAAGAAGGCCCACCGAGCUCCCCAAAGGAGGUCCGUACUCAGGGUGUUCAGGGCCCCUUCACAGUAGAGCGUCAGAGCGGCUUCCACAGUCAACACUGGGCCAGGUCUCUUUCCAGUGUGGAGCAGCGCCUGGAGAGUGAAGCUGUGGACCCCAAAGUUGCUUGUAUCGCUAACCGUGUGGCUGAAAUCGUGUACUCCUGGCCGCCUCCAGAAGAUUACCACAAUCAGGGAGGUGGCUUCAAGUUCAAAGAGAGUGCUCCAGAGCGUCUGUACCUCCAAACUCAAGGUGCUCAGUCUAGAACUUGCGAUUCAAAGAAAGAUGGAGAGGAUCAAGUAAUAAACAAAAUUGUUGAGCUGCUGAAAUACUCAGGGGAUCAGCUGGGAAGAGAGAUGAAGAAAGACAAGGCUUUGAUGAGUAGCUUCCAGGAUGGGCUGUCCUACUCAGUGUUCAAGACGAUCACAGACUUGUUCCUGAGGGAUAUAGACACCAGAGGAGAGUCAGAAGUCAAAGCACAAGGUUUUAAAGCUGCCCUUGCUAUAGACGCCAUCGCCAAGCUCACAGCCAUCGACAACCACCCAAUGAAUAGGAUGCUGGGCUUUGGCACCAAGUACCUAAAAGAGUACUUCUCCCCCUGGGUGCAGCAGAAUGGUGGAUGGGAAAAAGUACUUGGAAUAUCACAUGAAGAAGUUGACUGAAACAUCCAAAGAUCUGUCAUCUGGAAUGUUCCUUGUCCAAUGGUGGUCCUGUGCCCACCGCUCUCGGCAUAGACUUCAGGAGAAAAUUAAAACAGAUGCUGUAGAUGGAGCCCUAAUUUUCUAGAACCAUCCUUCCUUUGACUCAAGAUUCAUCAGGAGAGGCCUUGCUCUUUCUAGCUCUUAGGACUCAGUAGCAUGGACUUGCGUUGAGGUUAUUUGACUGCGAGGAAGUUCAUCAAGAUAAGUGAUCACUUUACCUGUACAUGUUCAGAUUGGAAACCAUCCCGUGUGGUUAGAGAAAGUGUUCCAUUCAGCGGUGUCUGCUGAGGAGAAAUGAUAAACAGAGCGUGUGCUUA